This is a messenger RNA of Suillus discolor, 1446 nucleotides long. RefSeq names its product 3-oxo-5-alpha-steroid 4-dehydrogenase-domain-containing protein. The record is from RefSeq and is a predicted model, not a curated record. Gene Ontology annotation, molecular function: oxidoreductase activity, acting on the CH-CH group of donors. The transcript is spliced from 9 exons. The coding region runs from base 130 to 1074 and encodes 314 amino acids. Gene Ontology annotation, biological process: very long-chain fatty acid biosynthetic process. NCBI's taxonomy places the organism in Eukaryota, Fungi, Basidiomycota, Agaricomycetes, Boletales, Suillaceae.
ACCAACUGGGAGCAUUGGAGACUUCGUGCCGGCAACUUAAAAGAUGCCGAUUUCUUCCCGACGCGCCCAAGGCUGCUUGUCAGAGACUGACAACACUAGUACUGGAUCAUUAUAAACCCAUAAUACGCAAUGGUCUCCAUAAACGUAUCCGCAGCGGGGAAGCCAAUUUCUCUGGCUCGUGGCCUCCCCAUGGUCGUGGAACUUUCAGGAAAGCAACUCGAGGACGCGACUAUUGCAGAUGUCAAGAGCGCGAUAGCUGAAAAAUAUCCUAGAUUCUACUUAGAACGCCAAAAAAUUACCCUCAAGGAUUCCAAGAAUGUUUUAGCCGAUGAUAUUACAUUGAAGGUCGCUGGUGUAGCAGAAGGCGGGGAGUUGUCUGUAAAAGACCUCGGCCCGCAAGUGAGCUGGAAAACUGUAUUCUUGGUUGAAUAUGCUGGCCCACUGUUCAUCCACCCAGUGAUCUACUACUUCCCCAAGUUGUUUUAUGGUGGUCCUGUGCAGCACAGCAUGCUACAACGCUAUGUGUUAGCAUUUGUCAUGCUGCACUUCGCCAAACGAGAGCUAGAAACGUUAUUUGUGCAUCGUUUUUCGCAUGCGACUAUGCCUUUCACGAAUAUCUUCAAGAACUCUGCUCAUUAUCACAUUGGAAGUGGCCUUGCCCUUGCGUACAGCAUUUACAGUCCUGUAUAUGGUGCUGCCUCGCCCUACAUCCGUGGCACAGUUCGCAAUGAUCCUCUGUACAUUCAAGCAGGCGCUGCUAUCUGGCUGUUCUCCGAAAUCUCUAAUCUUAUUACUCACAUCAAGCUCCGUGCCCUCCGGCCUGCAGGAAGCCGCAAACGCGCCAUUCCUCGAGGGUACGGCUUCAACCUCGUCUCGUUCCCUAACUACUUCUUCGAAUUCCUUGGGUGGUUGGUCAUCGCGGCUCUCACAGGAAGUUACGCUGCAUGGAUCUUCCUGGUCAUUUCGACGUAUCAGAUGUAUGUCUGGGCCAUUAAGAAACACCGCGGAUAUAGGAAAGAGUUUGGGAGCGAUUACCCAAGGGAUAGGAAAGCGAUGUUCCCUUUCCUUGCGUAAGUGGUGUGUGACGUAUCUUAGUAGCAUGCCAUCAUACGUGUGCGCUAUAUCCGAGGAUGAUUGCUCUCAUGUCUACGGGAACCACUAUGAUUCUCUGCGUGUUCUUACAUUUCGCCUCGUGGACCGAAGGUAAAACGCGUUUAAGAAUCAUUGAUCAUGUACAAGCCCACACGGUCGCAAACCUUUUGCAAACAGCUUACCAUUCAUACCUGGGAGCCUGGUCCGUUCAGUUCGUUUGCAAGAGUUCCUGGGUCGGUCUUAUCUGUUUUAGUGACCCACUUCUUAUUGAUCUACAGGAAGACUCUUUAUCAUGAGGGAAUUACGCCGACCUAGAAGAUGGGCUGAGGAGACAUUUGUCCUUCGUAACUCGAC